AGCGCGACUGCCUAGUCAGCGCAUGCGCAGUGGAGCAUGAGUUCAUGUACAAUGUACACCGUGCCCGCUUCGAUUAAAAAAACUUUCACGAAAUGAAACGAAUCUCAAGAGAUGCUUGUUUUGGAAAAGGGAGACAAUAUAACCAAAUGACUGCAGUUCGAGUGGAUGCUUGGAUAGAUUUGAUGUUACAUGGUGUUUGCGUUGUCAUGCAGGAAUAAUACAACUGUGCGCUCCGUUCACGCGCGUCAUCCGGAUUUCUGGUGUAAAUUUAUUGUGUUCGUAUAAUAAAGACGUGAAGUACUUGACAGGAAUGAGAGGAGACAGCAGUCAUGCCGAUAAAGCGAGAUGGGCGACGGCGGCUUGGAUUCUCCAACUUUUCUGCAUCUCUUUUUUGCUUUUAUUUGGGAAAGGAGAGGAUUGCCAUGGAGCCUUUGAUUUGUAUUUUGUUUUGGAUCGGUCAGGUAGUGUAUCUGACAACUGGAUGGAAAUUUAUGGAUUUGUGGAACAAUUGACUAAUCGCUUUGUAAGCCCGAAGAUGAGAGUUUCUUUUAUAGUCUUUUCUUCAAAUGCAGAAGUAAUCCUCCCUCUCACUGGAGACAGGGCAACUAUAGAUAAUGGUCUUCAAAGGUUGAGCAAGAUCAGACCUGCUGGUGAGACUUACAUGCACGUGGGGAUUAUAAAGGCAUCGGAACAAAUGACCUCUCAGAAAACAAGAUCAUCCAGCAUCAUUAUUGCACUGACUGAUGGGAAGCUGGAGGUGUAUCCUCAUGAACUCGCUGUAAAAGAGGCUGAUCAGGCCAGACAGUAUGGUGCUCGUGUGUACUGUGUUGGCGUGAAGGAUUUUGAUGCAAAUCAGCUUAUAGAUAUUGCAGACAGCAAAGAUCAAGUGUUUCCUGUCGUGGACGGAUUCCAGGCCCUCAAAACCAUUGUUAAUUCGAUUUUAAAGAAAUCCUGCAUAGAGAUUUUUGACCUUGAGCCCUCCACCAUUUGUGUGAAUGAGUCGUUCAACAUAGUUCUGAGAGGAAGGGGCUUCACACAGGGCCGAACCUCAGAGGGUGUGGUCUGCACAAUAUCUGUCAAUCAACAGGAGCCCUAUAAUGAGAAGCCGAGUAUAGUGAGAGAUAAUCAUGUGCUGUGUCCAGCUCCAGUAUUGACCGAGGUCGGCCACUCCAUCGACGUGCUCAUUAGCCUGAAUAAUGGCCAGUCUUUCAUUUCAAGUCCAAUCACAAUAUAUGCCACAACAUGUUCUAAUGGAAUGGUGGUGCUCAUAGUUAUUCUGGUUCUGCUGGUGCUGGUGGGUCUAACUGUGCUCUGGUGGUUUUGGCCUCUGUGUUGUACUGUGGUGAUCAGGGAUCCGCCUCCAUCUCGCCCUCCGCCUCCACGACCAAUACCUGAACCUGAGGUAGAUCCUCUGCGAAAGAAAAAAUGGCCCACAGUAGAUGCGUCUUAUUAUGGUGGCAGAGGCCCUGGAGGUAUUACACGCAUGGAGGUUCGGUGGGGUGAAAAGGGCUCUACAGAAGAAGGAGCGCGGUUGCCGAAACCCAAAAAUGCUGUGGUGAAAAUGCCAGAAGAGGAGUUUGAAGAGCCUGUAUUACGGCCUCCACCCAUACCACCUCCAAUAUAUCAAACCCCAGCUUCGGACAAGUGGUACACUCCUAUUAAAGGCCGGUUUGAUGCUGUAUUAGCAUUGCUGCGUAGACAAUAUGACAGAGUUGCUGUAAUGAGACCUACAGCUAAUGACAAGGGGCGCUGCAUCAAAUUCACCCGGGUUCAACAUAAUUGAUAAUUAAUCCAGUUUGUACUUUUUAGGCAAUUUCAGAGAAGAUGGAUUAAGAAGUCCACAAAAGUAUUUGUCACAGAUGUGUGCAAGGAUACAGCAUGCAAAGCUGCAGGUUUUGUGUCAACAUGAGAUAUUUUUUAUAAUAAGGUUUUACAGUUUUAAAUUUAUUUGUAAACGUGUCCUGCUGAUUUUAUUCUGCAUGCUGUUUAUUAGGUAUGAGAAAUAAAUCAAUACUGUGCCUUUUUAUGAUUAUAAUAGGAGUAUUAAGUGAGGUACAGUCAAUGUCAGACAAUUUAUUUAAUUAGGAGAGAUGAUCAUUAUUUUUCCAGUAAAUUAGUUAAGAUUUCUAUUUAAUUGUUUUUAUUUAUGAUAAAUUGGUUAAUCUAUGGUUUACCAAUGUAACAGAUUGUUUGUUAAUGGCAUAAAAUGUCAUAAAAGUGCUGAAAUGCAUUAAAAUAUAGAAUCUAAACAGA
Molecule: messenger RNA, 2253 nt
Organism: Misgurnus anguillicaudatus (oriental weatherfish)
Lineage: Eukaryota; Metazoa; Chordata; Actinopteri; Cypriniformes; Cobitidae
Gene: antxr2b
Product: ANTXR cell adhesion molecule 2b
Cellular component (GO): plasma membrane; cell surface
Molecular function (GO): transmembrane signaling receptor activity
Source: RefSeq, a predicted model, not a curated record